Messenger RNA from Conger conger (European conger), 8425 nucleotides. Its product is annotated as kin of IRRE-like protein 1. NCBI's taxonomy places the organism in Eukaryota, Metazoa, Chordata, Actinopteri, Anguilliformes, Congridae. Gene Ontology annotation, molecular function: cell adhesion molecule binding. The coding region runs from base 270 to 2702 and encodes 810 amino acids. Gene Ontology annotation, biological process: cell-cell adhesion. Gene Ontology annotation, cellular component: cell-cell junction. The record is from RefSeq and is a predicted model, not a curated record. The transcript has 15 exons.
CAGCGGCGCACCGAAGAGAGGCAGGCAGCGUAGAAAGAAGAAAAGGCUAGACUACUCCAAACAAAAAAAUAAAAUAAAAUAGGAAAAACAACCAGACGAAGGCACAGCGCGGACGGGGAGGGCAAACGCCACAGCCAGGAGAUAAAAGGAUUACAAACAUCCGUAACUGAGAAAUAAAGAACUAAACAGGCGAUUUGAUGGUGUCUCCACACAGAAGUCACCUAACGGACCGUAUCGAGGGGAGGAAUUUAAAUGCGCUCGGAUAAACCAUGCACAAUCUGUGGCUUCUAACUUUGGCGUUCAGUUUUCACAAAGUGUGGACGGCGAGGUUCUCUCAGGAGCCUGCAGACCAGUCGGUGGUGCUGGGGGAGCGGGCGGUCCUCUCCUGUGUGGUCUUCAACUACACUGGCAUAGUGCAGUGGACCAAGGACGGCCUGGCGCUGGGCAUCGGAGAGGAUCUCCGUGCCUGGCCCAGGUACCGUGUGUUGCGCAGAGUAGAAGCAGGACAGUACAACCUGGAGAUCUCGUCAGCAGAGCUUUCAGAUGACUCGCUAUACGAGUGCCAAGCUACAGAGGCAGCGCUGCGCUCUCGAAGAGCCAAACUCACCGUGCUCAUUCCUCCAGAUGAGCCGGUGAUAGAUGGGGGCCCCCAGAUCCUGCUGACUGCAGGGGUCCCCUAUAACCUCAGCUGCGUGUCCCGCGGAGCCAAACCUCCUGCCCACAUAGAGUGGCUCAAAGAUGGAGUCCCACAGGAGGGUGCCUUCAGUAUGACUGAGGUCCUGGCAGACAGGAAGAGGGUAACGACACGCAGCUUCCUUCCUGUUCUGCCCGUGGACACCGACACAGGCCGCAACUUCACCUGCGUCACCAGCAACCUGGCCAUACCUACGGGCAAACGCACCACCGUGUCCCUCAACGUGCACCACCCCCCCACAGUGACGCUGUCCAUCGAGCCUCGCUCUGUGCUGGAGGGGGAGAGAGUCACCUUCACCUGCCAAGCCAACGCCAACCCCCCCAUCAUGGGCUACAGGUGGGCGAAGGGGGGGGUGCUGCUGGAGGGGGCGAGGGAGAGCAUUUUCGUGACGACGGCGGACCACUCCUUCUUCACCGAGCCCGUGUCCUGCCAGGUGUUCAACGCCGUGGGCAGCACCAACGUCAGCAUCCUGGUGGAUGUGCACUUUGGUCCAGUCCUAGUGGUGGAGCCCCGCCCCCUCACAGUGGACAUUGACUCUGAUGUCACACUCAACUGCAAGUGGGCCGGCAACCCUCCUCUCACCCUAACCUGGACCAAGAAGGGCUCCAACAUGGUACUCAGUAAUAAUAACCAGCUCUACCUGAAGUCGGUCAGCCAGGCGGACGCCGGUCAGUACGUGUGCAAAGCCAUCGUCCCUCGCAUAGGUGUCGGGGAAACAGAAGUCACGCUCACCGUAAACGGACCCCCCAUCAUCUCCAGUGAGCCCGUCCAGUACGCCGUGAGGGGGGAGAGAGGGGAGGUCAAGUGCUACAUCGCCAGCACCCCUCCCCCAGACAAGAUUGUGUGGGCGUGGAAGGAGAACGUGUGGGAGAAGGAGAAGGGCACUCUCCUGGAGCGGUACACGGUGGAGCAGAGCAAGCCUCACUCUCAGGGCGGAGCCGUGCUCUCCACACUCACCAUCAACAACGUGAUGGAGUCCGACUUCCACUCGCCCUACAACUGCACCGCCUGGAACGCCUUCGGACCCGGCACCAUGAUCAUCACGCUGGAGGAGAAGAAGAUUGUACCAGUGGGGAUUAUCGCGGGCAGCACUGUGGGCGCUUCCAUCCUGCUGCUGCUCUGUCUGCUGGCUCUGGCACUCUUCCUGUACCGCCAACGCAAAGGCAGCCGACGGGGGGUGACGCUAGGGAAGCCGGACAUCAAGGUGGAGACGGUCAACAAGGAGACGCACAUUCUGGAGGACGACGCCUCCACCGUCUCCACGGCGACGCGCAUGGUCAAGGCCAUGUAUUCUUUUUUGCCCUCUGUUUCCCUCUCUCCUUCCACACAGCCCUUCAAGGAUGACAUGGAGCUCAAACAGGACCUCCGCAGCGACACGCUAGACACCCGCGAGGAGUACGAGCUCAAGGAUCCCACUAACGGCUACUACAACGUGCGCGCCACCACGCACGAAGACGCCCGGCCCUCCUCGCGCUCCAUGCUGUACCCGGAUUACCGAACGACCAACCCUGCGGGCCCCCCGGGCGGGGCCGGGGGCGGGGCCGGAGUCGGGGUGGGGGUGGGGGUGGGGGUGGGGGCGGCGGCCGCGGCCGCGGCGGGAGGGGCGGGCGGGGCCAGGGGGGGCUGCUUCGACCCCCGCCCGCCGUCCAGGCUGUCCCACACCAGCUACGCCCAGUUCAACACCUUCACGCGGGCCGGUCAGCCCCAGCAGGCCCCGCCCAACCCCGCCCCACAGACCACGGGGGAGUUCCCCGGGGACUGCGGACUGCUGGACACCUCCGCCCAAUUGGCCUACGACAGCUACGGCCCCACCCACUACCCCUACCGCCUGGGCUUCGCCCCGCCCAUGGAGGGCGGCCCGUCCUAUGAGAUGUAUGGGGCGGGGGCGGGGGCGGGGUCAGCAGAGACUGUGCUGGGAAAGUACGGAAGCUCCGCGCGCUUCUCCUACACCUCACAGCCCGCUGACUACACGCACCGACACACACAGAGGAUGCAGACGCACGUGUGAGAGUCACACACACACUAAACACUACACACACUACACACACACCCACACACACACACACACACCCACACACACACACACACCCACACACACACACACUAAACACUACACACACACCCACUCACACUACACACACUAAACACUACACACACUACCCACACACCCACGCAGACCCACACACUGCACACACACCCACCCACACACUACACACACUAAACACUACACACGGUACAGACACACCCACAUAAACACACAGAGGAUACAGACGUACGUGUGAGAGUCACACACACACUGACCACUACACACACACCCACACACACAGACACACACACUAAACACUACACACACACCCACACACACAGACACACACACUAAACACUACACACACUACACACAGAGGAUGCAGACGCACUUCUGAGAGGUACACACACUACACACACACACUACACACAGAGGAUGCAUAAGCACGUCUUGAGAGGUUCAAACACACAUACUAAAGACACUAUACACACACAGUACACACCCACACACAUACACACACUAUACACACACACAGACACACCUACACACAUAAAGACACACACAUAGAAUGCAAACCCACGUGAGAGGCACGUACACAAACACACAUAAUCACACUACACACACUUACAUAUGUACAUAUGCACACACAUAUGCCCUAUACACUAUAUACUACACAGACAGAGACAUGCACACUAUGCACUAUACACACAGGUACACACACACACACACACACACACACUGCACAAUCAUGCACACACACACACCAAACACUCUGAAAGCGAAAGUCACAAUCAAGAAAGUUUAAAGAUGGACGUCAGUAUCAAUAAUAGAGAGAGAAGACUGAAUAAGUCUGGGGGAGAAUGCAUCCAUCUCCUUCACAUCUCCCUUUUUUAACUUCUCUCUUUUCCUCUCCCCCACCCUCUUAUUCUCUCCCUCAAUAUCUCUCUCCCUCCCUCCCAUUCUUCCCCUUUCUUCCAUCACUCUCCCCGUUCUCUCUCCCUCUCUACCUCUCCCUCCCUCUCUCUUCUCUUUCUCUCUCCUCUCUUUCUAUUACCUCCUUUGUAAAUAAACCCAGUAGAGACAAAUUUAAAGAGUGAAAAUAAAUAAAAUAAAUGUUUUUAAUUAUAAUCUUCCCUUGUAAAAAGGUAUACAGUGAAAGCACUAUAGACACUCCAUAUCUCAUCCUUGCAACCUACCACAGUAAACUCCAGCAUGGAAACCAAGCCACGCCCCCCCCCCCCCUGAGCGACCAAACCACACCCAGUCCAUUCAAAAAAGGCCAGUUGAAAACUCUCCUGUAAUUGUCCACUGAAGACAAAGUGCCAAGAAUGAGCCGCCAUUUUCUUCAUGCCAACUGAAAAAUGUUUGAAGAGUCGUUUCGACGCGCUACGUGGUACAUGGGGUUUGGAAGCCGUGUUCUGUUUUUAACCAUAGUUCACCGUGGUCUCUAUGUGAGUUGGGGACUCCAAAAUUUGUAGAUACCUGAAUAUUAGCGUACUUGUCUCUCUCACUUGCACAGUAGACUAGAAAUUAGGUUUUUUCAUGUUUAUAAGUAAACAGUAAAAAAAAAUGACAUUUAGAGGCAUUUUUACAGUAUUUUUAUAAGGAGUUGUGGACCAAAGGUUCAAAGUUAUGUGUGACAUUUACUUCAGACUCAAAGCAGGAAGUAGAUCUGAAUCAGACUGAGAGGGAGAAGUCCCAGGAUGCACUUGGGCUGAGGGUGGGGCUUGAGAGGACACUCCGGAGGAGAACUCGCUCUGUACUUUUUCAGAGACCACACCCCCGCGUCAGUGACUGACAGGUGUUCGCGGCUGACGCCCUCAGCAGACUCCCUGGUGGAAGAAGUGUGACUCGGAAUUCAUAACUUUUCUUCUUUGAUUUUUUUUUAAUUUUUUUUUAAACAUUCUUUCUGCUUGUUUUUUUGUUCGUUUUUUUUACCUGAGGUAUUGAAUAAUUGGGUUUUUUUGGAAGGAUAAAGGAAUGUAUGACCAGGCUACUGUAUGUGUAACAUACAGCUUUCUGUGAGAGGAGGGGCAUGGUGGGAGGGGCAUAUACAGGAAGGGGAGGGGCUUGUGUUUGAGCCGAACCUCCAAUGCCACUCUCAGUACAGAUGAUUGACAGGGGCAGACCUCAUGAACGCAAUGCAUAACUGUAUAAAACCGUGUGUGAACACACGGCCCUGUGUGACUGUGACUGUGAUUGUGUAACUGUACGUGAUUGUGUGGCAGUGUGUAACCGCGUAUGCCCAUAUGACCAUGACGAUAUGCAGUCACUGAGCAUUUUAUUAGGAACACCUGAACACCUACCUAUUCAUACGAUUAUCUAGUCAGCCUAUUGUGUGGCGGCAGUGCAAAUGCAUAAAACCAUGCAGAUACGGGUCAGGAGCGUCAGUUAAUGUUCUCGUCAACCAUCAAGACGGGAAUGAAAUGUGAUCUAAGUGACUUUCACCGUGGAACGAUUGUCGGUGCCAGACAGGGUGGUUUGAGUGUCUCAGAAGCUGCUGAUCUCCUGGGAUAUUCACGCACAGUCUCUAGAGUUUGCAGAGAAGGGUUCGAAGACUGAAAUACAUCCAGUGAGCAGCGGACAGAAACGCCUUGUUAAUGAGAGGACCAAACUGGAGAGCCUAACUGGUCAAAUCUGCCAGGAAGGUGACAGUAACCCAAAUAACCACACAUUACGAGAGAGGCAUGUGGAAGUGCAAACCUCUAAGUGGAUAGGCUACAGCAGCAGAAGUCUAAAAAAUAAGCCUAAUGAAUACCCAAUAAAGUGGUCAGUGACUGCAUAUCCUUGCGUACGUAUGGGUGUGAGACCACAUAUACGAUUUGAUGAUUGGGUGACCCUAUAUUUGACCCUAUAUUGUAUAUGCCACCGUAUGUACGCCUGUGGGAUUAUAUAUGUGACUAUGUUGGCUGCCAUAUGCAUGCCUGUACAUGACAGUAUGUACAAUGGUGUGACAACCUGUGUGACCAUAUGUAUGCCGGUACGUGACCAUAUGUGUCACAGUACGGCAGUACGGAUGACGAUAUUGCAGUGUGUAAGACCAUAUGACAGUGUGACCGUGUGACAGUGUGUAUGACUGUGUGACUGUGUGUCUGACUGUGUGACCGUGUGUGUGACCGUGUGACAGUGUGUAUGAAUGUGUGUCUGACCGUGUGAUGGUGUGUAUGACCUGUGUGACCGUGUGUCUGACCAUGUGAUGGUGUCACAAUGUGUGAGACUGUAUGACAGUGUGUAUGACCUGUGUGACUGUGUGUCUGAUCGUGUGAUGAUGUGUCUGAUCGUGUGACAGUGUGUCUGACCGUGUGACAGUGUGUGUGAAUGUCUGACCGUGUGAUGAUGUGUAUGAUUGUGUGACUAUUUGUCUGACCGUGUGACUGUGUGUCUGACCGUAUGAUGGUGUGUAUGAUUGUGUGACUGUCUGACUGUGUGAUAGUGUGUAUGAUUGUGUGACUGUCUGUCUGACUGUGUGAUAGUGUGUAUGAUUGUCUGACUAUUUGUCUGACCGUGUGACUGUGUGUCUGACCGUAUGAUGGUGUGUAUGAUUGUGUGACUGUCUGACUGUGUGAUAGUGUGUAUGAUUGUGUGACUGUCUGACUGUGUGAUAGUGUGUAUGAUUGUGUGACUGUCUGUCUGACCGUGUGACUGUGUGUCUGACCGUAUGAUGGUGUGUCUGAUGGUGUGUCUGACCAUGUGUCUGACCGUGUAGGUUCCUCAGACUGACCAUGUAGCAUCUUUUCCUCUCUGCUUUCGCUGCAGUUUUUUCAGACAAAACUUGAUUUUAUCUUCCAGAGCUGCCGGUUUUUUUUGUUUUGUUUUUUUCCAUAAAAUUCCAUGGAAACGAGUUCCUGUGAAAUGUGGUUUCCAGGAAUGGGGUUUCCGACCUUAUUUCUUUUAUUGCCAAUUUAAAAUUUCAUACAUUAUUUUUUUAUUGUUCAUGAAUGCCUUCCUAUUAUGAAUUCAGUACCUUUAUGUUAGUAUUACUCUGAUGAGGAUUAUGACUGUAGUAAUAUACACGUGCCAUAUUAUCGUUGUUUAGGGUUAGGGUCGCUCCUCUGACUCCCUUUCACACUUUUGCGGAAAAUCUGCUGCUGUUACCAUAACAACAGAAGGUCCCAGUCUCUAAGGCGAGUGACCAAUCAGCGAAUGUGCAGGACGGGUCUCGUUGCUUUGGAGGGAGAUUCAAAUGUGUUCUCUCCUGCGAUUGGCCAGGAGCGUGCCUGUAUUUAAAUGCCCGGGUGGGGUAGGAUGCAGAGCAGUUUUUUUUUUUUUUUUUACGUUUAUGGCCUGUUUGUACAUUCAAUGAGUGUAGAGGCUCCAAUGAUGCAGUCGCGGUCUAAUUUGUGUGCGUGUUGUAUUGGCUGUCUGUAAGGCGGCCAUGUGGCUGAGUCCACGCUGUCUGGAUCGUGAGAUCACAUGACCGUGCUGUCUCUAGCAGAACACGGCCUGUGUGGAGAAGGUAAAAAAAAAAGAAGAAGAAAAAAAACAACAACGGGGAUGACUUCACCUAUAUCUCCAGUGCAGAAUAUACACGUGUCCCAGAUCUGACGGCGUAGAGUAGACGGUCUGUCUGUGUACAGUAAGGGGUGGGGCCUGAGCCAGAGCCAGCUUCUCCCAUCGGGAGCGGGGUGGGGACUGUUUAUUUUUGGUGCGUCUCCAGACUUCACUCGGCGUCUGUCUCCAAAGCAGCGGCGGGGUUUUCCCGCAAAGGUGUGAAAGUACGGUGGAUACGCGUGGACGGCACGGGAGGUGCGCGCUUCGGCUAACCGCGGCUGUUCCGCAACACGCCCGCUCGGUUCAGUGUGCGUCCGCGUGUUAAUCUGGGUGCCAAAUGCCUGAAUAUUAUAACAAAAAAAAAAACAACAAAAAAAAAUACAACAGCCAUUUAUAUGCACUAGUAUGUGUUUGUGUAUUAGAGAGAGUGUGUGUUUAAUAUACGUCCUUAUGAGAGAGUGUAUUUGCGGCCCUUUCUGCAUACGUGUGUAUAUUUCAAUGAAUGUGUGAUGAGUGCAUAUUUUGUGUAUAUCUGUGGGUGUGUGUAUGAGUGUGUUCUUGUGUGUGUGUGUGUGCAUUGUGUGUGUGGGGGGAGGAGAUAUUGGGAGGUAUAGGAGGGGGUGGCCUUAAAAUAGACCUCAGCCUUCACCUCAUAGAAAAAAAGGCUCACGUGUGAACAGCAAAUGAAAUAUGAUUUUAGAUUAUUUUAAAAUCAUGAUUAAAAAAAAAUCUGCCAAUCUUGUCCUGCACUGACUGAAAUGGUCAGAGUCAGAAAAAAAACAGCUGUUUAAGGUAACAGGUCAUCUGUUUCUGCAGAGGUACGUUAUUGACCUUAUUUUUAUUUAUGUCGGUUUCACCCUCAAGUCUUUUUGUGUGAGUGAAGGUGUGUGUACCUGUAGGCUGCGUGUGUGUGUGUGUGUGUGUGUGUCUCAGAAAGACUGGUUCCAUUGUAAUAGACCAUGUCUGUUCCUACAUCCACUCCAUUUCUCCCAUUCUUUUAUAUUCAGUGAUAGAACUGUGCUCUGUAUUUAGUGUGUUUAUGGGUUUAAACAAUAUUAUUCUUACUGUAUACUGUUCUUAAAGAAAAAAUGUACAAAAAGGAAAAAGGUUAUUCAUUUUUCCUUUAUUUUAUUUUAUUUUAUUCAGUAUUUUUUCAAAUUGUAUGUAAUUAUUUUUUCACGUUAUUACCGAAAUAAACACUGCUUUCAUAACAA